Oldenlandia corymbosa var. corymbosa is the source of this 677-nucleotide messenger RNA. The record is from the annotation of a GenBank genome assembly. Lineage: Eukaryota; Viridiplantae; Streptophyta; Magnoliopsida; Gentianales; Rubiaceae.
AAAACACCUUUCUCCUUCUCUUUGCAUCGCUGACGAGCUAAAAUGAGUCAUGAGGCCACCAAAUUGGUAGCCAUUUUUCUUGUCCUAAACCUCGUCAUUUUCGCCGAAAGUCAGCCGGCACCCGCACCUGAACCGGCAACUCCGACGGCAACUUGCCCAAGAAAUGCCAUACAACUGAGAGUAUGUGUUGAUGUGAGUAGUAUAAUUGGAGUCAACAUUGGAGUUUCAGGAGAAUGCUGCCCGGUUCUGACCGGCCUUCUUGAUCGUGAAAUUGUGGCUUGCCUUUGCACAAAAGUUCAAGUGAACGUUUUGGGCCUUUAUAACAUGACUCUUCCGCUUAACAUUCCUUCUAUCACUGAUACUUGUAAAGUGAAUCCAGGAGACGAUUACCAAUGUCCCUAAAACAACAACCUUGAAUCUUAACAUGUUUGUUUCCUUAAAUAUAUAUGGUCGUUUUUAAAGUAUUGUUGUGUGUCGAAUAAUCUCAGCUUAAUUGUUGAAGUGAAUAAAAGGAGCUCCAAUUUGAUCCAAGGAAGAGCAAAUUUCUUCAAGGAUAUUGUCUUUUCAGAAGUCAUAAAUGCAUGGCCACCUGGAAACUGGACUUUUCCUUCUUACGUUGUUGUAAUGAGAUUGUAUUAAAGGUUCUGUUCAAUUUUAAUGCGUGUCUUGAAUAAAUA